Molecule: messenger RNA, 2098 nt
Organism: Gloeophyllum trabeum ATCC 11539
Lineage: Eukaryota; Fungi; Basidiomycota; Agaricomycetes; Gloeophyllales; Gloeophyllaceae
Product: Sua5/YciO/YrdC/YwlC family protein
Exons: 8
Coding region: 1-2067 (688 amino acids)
Biological process (GO): regulation of translational fidelity
Cellular component (GO): cytoplasm
Molecular function (GO): tRNA binding; double-stranded RNA binding; nucleotidyltransferase activity
Source: RefSeq, a predicted model, not a curated record
AUGUCACAAGCCGCCAUGGGACAAAUCAAGAAUCUUUUACAAAAUCCAUUUGAAAAAGUCCGCGAACAUUGUUUCGCGGUGUAUGAUUCUGCAUGCCUCGACAUAUUCGUAAAGACGGGAAUUCUGGAUUUCCUCGCUGAAUUGCCGGAUCGUCGUCUCGGAGCCGACCUGCAGCAGCUGCACGAGGCGCUGGACCUGGAUUCCGUCAAACUCGCGGUUAUUCUCCGAUACCUUUCCACACAAGGAUGGCUCAAUGAGCGUGAAGAAGGCAUUUUUUGUCUCACAAGGUCGUCACUGGAGCUGUGCAGAGGUCGUGGUGGAAGGGCUCUGGUAAUGACACCUGGACGCGCGGAUAUUGCAAGCAAAACACUGCAAAUGAUAACACACCCUGAGUGGAGAUAUUCUACUGCGGCGAAUCACACUGCCUUCCAGCUGGCGAACGACACCAGCCUACCCUUUUUUUCAUACCUGGAGCAGAAGCCAGAGCUUCUGGACCUUUGGGGCGCAUCUAUCAAGAUAAGGAGAGGUGACAGUAUUGUCUAUCUACUGCGCCACAUUCUGCACAACUGGUCCGACGACAGCAGUAUCACCAUUCUCAAACUCCUCGCGGAAGCCGCAGGGUCGGAUACGAAGGUCCUUAUCAUCGACAUGGUCAUUUACCCUUGUAUAAUUCGGGAAGCUGAGGGGAACACACGGGGACCCAUUGUGGACUUGGACGAGCUUCGUCAUGCUGGCGCCGUAUCAGGGGUCCUUGUACCCGAAGUAUUCCUAGAACGGACCAGGAAGAUUUCCACUUUGGGCAUGAACGCUCGCUUGCUCGCGCACAAAUCCCGGCGGACCCUGCUCAAGAGCUUCAGGCCCUCUGCUAUGACACUCCCCAGCGUGCUGCGUUGUACACCAUCGUCCAUCACUUUCUCCGGGGACGGCGACCCUGUCGUCUCAUCUCCCGAGACCACUAGUGCACUGGAAGCUGCUUCUCGUGUGCUGCACGAUCGCCGGCCAGUAGUCUUCCCGACGGAGACUGUCUAUGGUCUCGGUGCGCUAGCUUUGAACUCCCGUGCGGUCUCGCAGAUUUUUAGUACGAAGGGACGGCCCCCCGAUAAUCCCCUCAUCGUGCAUGUGUCGUCUCGGGCAAUGCUCAGCAGUGUCCUUCCCAAAGGAUACCAAAUAUCGAGACUUAAUGAACUGCUCAUCGGACGAUUCUGGCCGGGGCCUUUGACUCUGCUAUUUCCCUGUGAUCCAACCAUUGUACCAUCUAUCGUCACGGCUGGCCAACCAACAGUAGCGAUUCGGAUGCCUUCACAUGUUGUAGCUCGGGCUCUGAUCGCUGGAACGGGCGCGCCCUUAGCUGCACCCAGCGCUAACUCUUCGGGAAAACCGAGUCCCACACGAGCAGAACAUGUUCUGCAGGACCUGGGCGAGAAGGUUGAUCUGAUACUUGACGGAGGGCCUUGCGAUGUUGGUGUAGAAAGUACAGUGGUGGAUGCAUUGCAUGAAGACGGUAAUGUCCGUAUCCUACGUCCAGGAGGGGUGACUGUGGAAGAUAUCGAGGCCUUGGUAUCCAAGAUGUAUCCUCACAACGAGAAUAAACCUCAAGUUUUAGUACACCGACGAGAUUACCAGGAUGAAGCAAUUGAGCACGCUCCGACUACUCCGGGUAUGAAGUAUCGACACUACUCUCCCUCAGUCCCGGUCACGCUCUUGUAUACCACCACCGAUCCCCCGCCAGAUCAACAGUCUAUCGCCGCCUCUGAUUUCCUCUCCUCUCUCCUCGACUCCUCGCGACCAAUCGUCAUCCCGCGCGUAGGCCUUUUGGCCUCCGAUGAAUCACCUCUGGUUCGGAUCGCAGAGUCUUCAUAUGGAAUACAGUGGGUUUAUCGAUCUUUGGGACCCGCCGAUAAUCCAGCUAUCGCCGCUCAGCGUUUGUUUGACGGGCUGCUUUCCCUUGAGAAAGAUGGCGUGACUCAAAUACUAGUAGAAGAAGUCAAGGAAGUUAAGGAAGGGCUGGCUUUCAUGAAUCGGAUUCGGAAGGCUGCGGGAGCAUCCGUAUGGAUACGAAUUGUGUAGUCGUGCAAUUCUUUACGUUCCUCAAGCUCGC